ACCGGGAGCCAACAUUCGGUACUCUCUCAGUCGCUCCGACUCGGGAACCAAUCGUCCAGAGUACCAGUCAGCGGAGAUAGCAGGCAGUAUUUCACCCUCUCAGGCUAACUCGCUUUCGGCUUUGGUUUGAAAUGGACACCCCUACAACCGCUCGGAGCAGACAAUGCUCAUUCAUGCGCACCUGCAAAAGCGGCCUCUCCCUGUGGCUGGUGGUGUGGCUGGUCCUCGGCAAGCCCGGUCCUUCGGCAGCGUGCCCGCAUCUGUGCGUGUGCUACCCGACUCCCAUGACCGUGAGCUGCCAGGCGCAGAACUUCACCUCCGUGCCCGUUGGUGUGCCCUAUGACUCGCAGCGCGUGUUCCUACAGAACAACCGAAUUACGGAGCUCAGAGUCGGCUCUUUCGGCUUCGGGACUCAGGUCCUAUGGCUGUUCUCCAACAACAUCACGUGGAUUGAGGCUGGCUCCUUCAGUGAGCUGAGGGAUCUAGAGGAGCUGGACCUGGGGGACAACUCUCACCUGCGCAGGCUGGAAGGAGGGGCCUUCAGGGGCCUGGAGAAACUCCAGAGUCUCCACAUGCACCGCUGCAAGCUUACCGCCCUGCCCCACGACCUGUUCCACAAGCUGUACAGCCUGCAGUUCCUCUACCUGCAGGAGAACCAGCUCCACUUCCUCCAGGAUGACCUCUUCUCUGACCUCAUCAACCUGAGCCAGCUCUUCUUGCAUGGAAACCGUAUCCGUACUCUGUCGGAGAACGUGUUCCGUGGCCUGGUCAACCUGGACCGCCUUCUUCUCCACGACAAUCGGGUGCGCCAGGUUAACCGCCGGGCGUUCCGCGACCUCGGACGUCUCACCAUGCUCUUCCUGUUCAACAACUCAUUGGCUGAGCUCCCGGGCCAGGCUCUCCGUGACACCCAGGGCAUCGAGUUCCUCCGUCUCAAUGGGAACCCCUGGUCCUGUGGCUGCGAGGCCCUCCCCCUGUGGGAGUGGUUCCGUGGCGCCCGCGUCUCAUCGUCCGAGCUGUUGUGUUCCUCCCCGUCCCCCCGCCGCGGGAUGGACCUCCGCUUCCUCCGUGAGAUGGACUUUGCCCUCUGCCCUCUCCCCGACCCCGGCACCCUGGCCGGCUCCACCACGAGGACCUUCAGCACCAAGACAAGAUGGUGGUUCUCCAAGCACAAGCCCCAGUCCCAGACCAAGGCAGUGUUCGAGAAGAGCUCCGAGACCAUCAAGGCCUUCCCGUUCCCCCAAGGGAAGAACAACCCACCCAUCGUGACCUCCACCAAUGUCAAGUACGAGCUCGGCGAGGAAGAGGCAGCGCUACCCAAACUCGACGCUGAGGAGUACUGGGCGAACUAUGAGAACGAGGACGCCGGCACCACGCUGCGAUGCUUUGAGCUCGAGUGUCCGCCUGACUUCGAUGGCCUCCCUCCCAACUCCUCCUCCACCCCCACGUCAUCCCCCUCUCUCUCACUCCUCCUCGCCCUCUCGCUACUCGCCGUCUCCAUCAAUCUACACCUCAUAUUUGGCUGAAUCAGACUUUAAGUACCCACUUCCCGUUCCUGUCUUUGCCCCGGCCCCUCUCAGGGCAUGGGGAACCCCUUGUUAAAGACUCUGUACCUCCCUAGUUAACCCUCUGAUGUCCUACUGGAUAACCUCUAUCUCUGUCAGUACUACAGGACAGCAGGGGAUACAAAGGGGGGGGGGGGGGUUAGAUUGUUACUUCUAACUUAAUGCAGGGUUAAACAACAAUGGCUGACAGUACAUAGUACACUAUUGUACAUAGUACAAUAUAGUACAGUACAAUAGUCAACCAAGGCUGUUACUACAACAGGUGCAUCUCACCUGUCUGGUGUGUUGGUUGCCGUGACGACGCCUGCAAUCAGGGGUCAGUGGUCACCUGUAACGCUCUACAGCUAAUACCAGUGCUACUUACUGUUGCGACUGCUGUAACUGUUGUCACUUGGAGGAAUAUUACAACUACAAGUGCUACGACUAAUAUAUGCAUGUUACUACAACAACUACUAUUCCGAAUAUGUCUGCUACUACAAGUGCUAUGAUUACAGUUACGACAGUAACUAAAUUUCUACUGUUGUACGAACUCUGACAACUGUACUGUAAAUUGGUCGGUGUACUUGAUGGUGCAGAGCAGUUGGGAUAUCCUUCUUACAUGUUGUCUACCAUGAUGCCUACUUUAUAAUGGAUUGUUUACAGAAAAAUAGCUAAGGAGAGAGAGAAAGAAGGGAUGAAGGAAUGAAAGAGAGGCAGUCACCAGCGUGCGAGAAGGUGAGAGAGGAUAUGUAGAGAGAUAUGUAAAGGUAGAGAGACAGAAAGGCAGAGAGAGUGAUGAGUUAAAAAGUUACCAAUGGAAGAAGCUAGAGGACAGAGAAGGUGGAAGAGAAGAGAAGAAAGCGCAACAGGAAAGGACAGAGAGCGAGGGAGAGAGGGUUGUCGAGAUUCUCAUAUAAUAAAGAGAACGGAAGAGCAAGGACAGCGCAGGCAAUAUAAAUAAAGCAAAGGAAUGUGAGACACGGUGAAAUUAAGAAAGAAAGAAAGAGAGAGAGAAAAUGACAGUGCUGGCCCUUGACCAUGAGAUACUGAAUAGGAGAAACAAGCAAUCACUUCAGGUAUUCAAGUUCAGUCUUUGUAUAACUUCAUGUCCUGUAAAUAUGACAUCAUCACCAUAGAAGCCACAGGGGAAGGAUGCUUCCUGUCUGGCAGUGUCAGUCGCUGUUCUGAUUGGCUAUCGCUGUUUGUUUGUGAUGUCAUUGACGGAAUGCGUGACGUGACCAGUGAAUGACCAGUUUGAGAGAUAAAAAGACCUAUUGAGAUUCUGAAUAACGUUUGUGAGACUUUUCUUUGGGUGCAGCAGCUGUUGUGUUUCAAACUGAUUUUGCUUGAUCAAUAAUUGAUCUCUUUAAGUUCUUUGUUCUCUCUCUUGGAAUGCUCACUCACUUCUUUGGAAGGUGAAAGUAGUGCACUACUUUUGACACUGCACUACAUAGGGAGCCAUUUCAGACGGAGCCAAUGACUGCUAGUCAGUCCUUUAGCCAAACAACUUGAUGAUGAGUAAACAAACAAAUUAAAUGUUUUCAACCCAGCCCCCCAAUACCGUCUAUCAUACCCACCCCAAUAUCUCCAGUCUAAUACCCCCCCACAUCAACUAAGCAGAAUCAACUUAGUCCAACUAAGCAGAAAAAACUUAGUCCAACUCAGAAGAAUCAACUUAGUCCAACUCAGAAGAAUCAACUUAGUCCAACUCAGAAGAAUCAACUUAGUCCAACUAAGAAGAAUCAACUUAGUCCAACUAAGCAGAAUCAACUUAGUCCAACUUAGUCCAACUCAGAAGAAUCAACUUAGACCAACUCAGAAGAAUCAACUUAGUUCAACUCAGAAGAAUCAACUUAGUCCAACUCAGAAUAAUCAACCAGUGACUGAUCUGUAUAGAACCCAAGAAGAGAUCUAGAACUGGAACUGAAAGAGACAUAGAAUGGCACACGUGAUGACUGGACUGGACUGGACUCCAAACCAAUAAGACCGACUAGUACUGACCAGCCAUAUUAUUCCAAUAGGACUGUUCUGGACUACUGAGCUCAGAGAUCCUGGCACAGAAUGAAUGGAUGGAAAAGCCUGGCAGUUUCCCAGCAGGGAGAGACAAGGAGAGCUACAUUGUGGCUUUACUGAGAUUGAUCGACAGACGGACAGAACAGAGGGACCACAUUUUUACUCACAGAGAGACAUAAUUCCUUGACUUGCUGACAGACAGACUGACUGACCUACUCAUGCCUCAUGCCUUGGUGACCAGUGAUCGACGGAAGAUAGUUAAAAAGAGAGACUGGAAUCUGAUUGGCGGACAGCUGAAGCAACGUCAGAGAAAGGAGGAGGACCUCUGAGGAGGUGACCAAAAACAGACUUCCUCUCCUCUUCCUUUCUUCCUACUCAUUUUGUCUGAGUUUCUACAAGGCUUUGUAGAAGGGUGGGUAGGCGUGCUGACAAAUCAUCCCUCCCUCCUUCCUCCCCUCUCUCUCUGUCUCUCUCGCUUCCUUUCUCUAUCCUACCGGUCACCUGUUUCUGUAAAGCACUCACCCCUGAGUGCUCCAUCCCUCUGAAGAGGGAGAGAGAAAUUAAAGGAGGGAGCGGAAGGAAGAAGGAGAGAGAGAGAAAGAGGGGAGGAAGGAGGGAGGGAGGAGAGAGAGCGUUCCUUUUACAGAGAUGUUUUCAGUAGAGGUGAAGAGGGCAAGGACAGGCUGAGAUAGGGUAUGAGUAGGAGGAGAACAGACACACACACACACACACACACACACACACACACACACACACACACACACACACACACACACACACACACACACACACACACACACACACACCUACCUUAAGUUAUGAGUUUCUAGACGAAGUGGUUAGUCAGACAGACAGACAGACAGACAGACAGAGUCUUACAGCUCCAUGAAAUGUCCUUCUUCCAAUCUAUUUCUGUUACAGUGGUUACAUAGACUGUGCUUUAUGAAAUCACCUCACUUUUAAAGAAAAGCAGUUCCUAUGUUAUUCAGUUGGAGAUUUGGGUUACAUCCCAAAUGGCACCCUGUCCCCUAUGCAUGGGCCUCGGUCAAAUGUAGACCACUAAAUACAGAGUAAGGUGCCCUUUGGGACACAACCUUUCAAUACAUGUGAGUCAACCAUAGAAAUAGGAUUCUAUGGACUCAACAAUACGCUGUUCACUAAUAAGAGAGUCCAGGGAUUGGUUUGUGUUCUCUUCUGCUGUGGUAACACUGUGUCCGUCCAUAUAUGUCAGCCAUUAGGGUGAGGUCAAACUGGGCCUCGGUGCUCUUUUGUGGCCAUGACAGUCAGGUCACUUUCAGACGACCAAAGCCCCAGUCAUACCAUUUUACCCAAUGAUUGGACUAUAAAUGAAACCUGUCUGCUUGACCGAGUGAGAGAGUGUGAGAGAGAGUGUAUGUGUGCGAAAACAAUAUUUUGGUAUCUACUUGACUGUGUGAGGAGAUUGAGUUGUCUUCUGCUGUCAUCUGUCUCACUGUGGAAGGAAAGAGGCAACAUUAUAUAAAGAAUAAAUACUGAACUUUGUUUUGAAAAAAUGA
This is a messenger RNA of Salvelinus fontinalis (brook trout), 5092 nucleotides long. It is a transcript of the gene rtn4rl2a, whose product is annotated as reticulon 4 receptor-like 2 a. Gene Ontology annotation, cellular component: plasma membrane. The record is from RefSeq and is a predicted model, not a curated record. The transcript is spliced from 4 exons. Lineage: Eukaryota; Metazoa; Chordata; Actinopteri; Salmoniformes; Salmonidae. The coding region runs from base 132 to 1526 and encodes 464 amino acids. Gene Ontology annotation, molecular function: protein binding.